AUGGAUGAGGUGACCUUUGGGGUUCGAGUCUCUCACGCUGCCCCCUCUGAUUUCCAGGCCACGGAACUGUUCCUGACGCUAGUGACUGAGCUCCGCGGCCUCUCUGCAGAUGAGCUCAUGGAACUCUGGGGACUUUCUUUUAAAUGCCGAGACAACUGGCAGCCGCUGGUGGAUGCCCUGCCCUCCUGUGGCACCGAGGCCUGCGUGAGCCUCAUGGCAGAGCUCAUCGUGUCUGGGGAGGUGGAGGCAGACGAGACAGAGGCGUGGCUCUGGUCGCUGGCCUUCGUCCCGGAGCCCACUGAUGCUAUGGUCCUCACGCUGCUGGCCCCGGGGGCUAGCGCCAGCGCCUUCCUGGGCAUCUCGGCUCUGGUGCACAACCUGUGUGUGUCUCUGGACGGGCCCUGUGAGCAACUGCCUGGUGUUGGCUCCCUCGUGAGGAUCCUGGGAGAUGCCGUGGGUGCCAACUGCACCUUCCAGGAGCCCUCAGACGCUGAUCAGCUCCUGUUCGUGCUGAAGGCCAUUGGCAAUGCUGGCCGGGCGGCCACGGCUCUCACCCCCAAGCUGAGCACUUGUGCCUCCCUGGGGAGCUGCCCCCCUGAGAUCCGGCUGGGGGCCAUCCAGGCCUUCCGGAGGGUUCCCUGCUCUGCAGACGUGAGCUCCUGGGAGUUAUUUCACUGGGGUUGGCAUUGGGCAGAAGUGGGUCUUGAAUCACUGUUAAUUCACAUCUUCACUUGCUCAAUCAUUCAUUGCAUUUACUUAGCACCUACUCUAUGCCGGGCAUUGGCGUGA
Molecule: messenger RNA, 789 nt
Organism: Odocoileus virginianus texanus
Lineage: Eukaryota; Metazoa; Chordata; Mammalia; Artiodactyla; Cervidae
Source: RefSeq, a predicted model, not a curated record